CUCUCGCACGGCACGCGAGUGCAUGAGAGAGCGGCCAAGAAUAGCAGGGAGCACGCGGGUCUAUCUGUUCCGUAAAUGAGUGCCUGACGGAGGAGGUAUUCGACUGAAGGCGACUGAUCGCACGACCGCUCCCUCCGGUGACCCGUCACAAGGCGAGACUCGGCGCGAUCGACAAGUAAGACUCAAACGAGAACACGGCUCGCGCGCGCGCGAGUUCGCUCGCUCGUAUAUGGAGCAGACUCGCGGGAAACGCCUGUUUCACGUGCCGAAUCGCGUUCGGUGAAGCGAGUGUGUGUGUGUGUGUGUGAAUGGUGUGUGUAUCGUAUCCGUGUGCGGCCGUGCAUGUGUAUAGUGCAAUCACCGCGAUCGUCGCCGCCACCGCUGUCUUCGUCGUCGUCGUCGUGUCGUAGUUCUGUCUUACACAAAGAGAGAGAGAGAGAGAGAGAAAGAUAGUGGAAGCACGAAGUUAAAGACGCGCGGUGAAGAACUGGAGAGAAGAGAGCAAGUGAGAGAUAGAGAGAGAGAACAUAGACAGAUAAGUAGUUGGAGGGAAGGAGAGAAGGAGAGAAAGAAAAAGACGGACGAGCAAGCAAGAGCGAGUGAAUGAGCGAGUGAGACCUCGCGCGUGUGCGUCCGUGUCGCGACGCGCCCGCUUGCAUGUGUGUGCGGCCGCGCGCGUGUGCCAAGAAGCAAGAAGGAGCGAAGCCCGUGCGCGCGAGAAGACGUGAAGAAGCGGUCGUCGGAGCUGCUGGCCUACCGCCGUUGCUGCUCCGCCUGCCGCUGAGUGGAGGAGGAGGAGGAGCGCGGACGAGCGCUCGUGCGGGCGCCGUGAACGCGUCGUGCUUCUUAUUACUCGCCGCCGCCCGCUGCCUCCGCCGUCGCCGCCGUCGUCGUCGUCGCCGCCGGGGCAAUGUCUCUCGAGACACGUUCGAGCUCGGCCCUGUUCAAGCGAGCUGAACAGCUCAAACGCUGGGAACAGUCCGAGACGAAUCGCGAGCCCGCACAGCCGCGCCAGGUCGCGCGCAAGAUCAAGUUCUCCGCCGACUGCGUGUUCCUGGCGGCGUGCGCGGCCAGCGACAAGGAGGAGGUCGUGCGCCUACUGCAGAAGGGAGCGGACAUCAACACCGGGAACGUUGACGGUCUCACCGCGCUUCAUCAGGCCUGUAUUGACGAUGACUUGGACAUGGUGGAAUUUUUGGUGGAACAAGGAGCAGAUAUCAAUCGUGGAGAUAAUGAAGGAUGGACACCCUUACACGCUACAGCAUCUUGUGGAUUCAUAUCUAUUGCCAAAUACUUAAUAGAACAAGGAUGCAAUCUAGCAGCAGUUAACAAUGAUGGCGAACUGGCUUUGGAUAUCGCGGAAAGCGACGAGAUGGAAGACAUGCUGCAACAGCAUAUAAAUAAAGCAGGUAUCGAUUGUGAUCAAGCGAGGAGCGAAGAGGAACGGUCAAUGCUGAAUGACGCGAAAGCUUGGCGGUCGGGUGCGCCAGGCAAGGAUUCUAUGCAUCCUAGAUCAGGAGCUACUGCACUUCAUGUCGCCACUGCCAAAGGCUACAUCAAAGUCAUGCACAUAUUACUACAAGCUCGAUGCAAUGUUGAUGCACAGGACUUUGAUGGAUGGACACCUUUGCACGGUGCGGCGCAUUGGGGGCAACUAGAAGCCUGCAAACUUCUUGUUGAGAAUGGCUGUGAUAUGGACAUGAAAAAUUACGCCGGCCAAACUGCUUUCGACGUUGCUGAUGCAGACAUCCUCAAGGCCCUCGAGGAUUUGAAAGAGCAGCAAGCACUUAUGAUGAAAGAGAAUCCGCAGACAAAUAAUAAAAAGCAAUCAUCUAUACCAAAGAAACGCGUCUCAGUAAAUACUGAUAGUACAGUAGCGGUGCAAGAAUCUGCAGACAUCUUUGAAGAGGAAACACCAAAUAAAGUUAAGAAGGUUGAAUUGGAGAUUCAAUCGGACAAAGAAGAUUCCAGCACUAGUACAAACAGUGAUGUCGAAGCAACACGUGAAACACACAUGGAAGAGAGUGAUGGUGAAGGUGAAUCUGAGACUAGCUCAGAAUCACACUCUUCCACUUUCUCCAAUCAAUCUGAUAAGUCUAACCACGCGACAUGUCUUACAGAUGACGAAAAGAAAAAUAGAGUAAACAAAGAUGAAAAUGUGUCCCAUAGUCCAAUAUCUCCAGUCGAAACUAAUAAAGUUCCUAAUCAGGCUCCAAUAUUGCCUCCAAAACAACAGACUGAUAAUAACGAGGAAGGUGUCGUACCAUCUUGGAGACGUUCAGGUUCCUUUCGAAAUAGGAUGCAAAGUACUGAAACUACUAAUUCUACAUCUACAAGUACGUCAAAUAAGGAUAACAAUAAGAUACCAACAGUACCAAACAAAGUUAGUGGAGAGCCUGAAGUGGUAUUAAGAAGAACGCAUAGUUUCGAAACGGACGAAAAGUUUUAUGAGCAGUACUUGGCAUUACGUGCCCGCAUCAAGACGUUCUCCUGCCCUACCCUCCACCGCUGCAAUGCAGCUACUCCUACUCACACCAAUGCUACGACCCGCUCUGCAUCUCUACGCGAAACACACAGAAAAAAAGACGUGAAAUUAAAUUUGGAAUUAUCAAGACUGCCACAAGGAAGCAAUACACUUUCACCAACAUCCGCAUCCAAAACAUUGGCAUCGAGUUUAUUGUCAUCCAUCACAACAACUACCACUGCCACAACAACAACAACAACAACAACAACAAGUCCUAUUCCAGUCAAUCAAAUCCGCAGUGUUCAACCAGUGGAUGCUGCAUCUACAGUUGUAUCGAAUACAAAUAAUGCAGUAGCAACUGCUCCUGGAACUCCCACUACACCAGGAGGGAGCAAGCUAAGUCCAGGAAAUAUCUUCAAGAAUUUCUUCAAAUCCUUCGUUCCGCCGGUGCGCGAUGAGGAGAGCGAGACCCAGAGGAAAGCCCACGCGAAGAGAGUGAGAGAAACCAGAAGAUCGACUCAAGGUGUAACGUUAGAUGAGAUCAAGAGCGCGGAACAAUUAGUGAAGAAGAAGCAACAGAACAACGAAUCGCCGGUUUUAACGCCAUCCACGCAGCCUACGACUACUACUACUACUGUCAGCAAUACAGCUUCGAUCACAGCUACAAUAACAACCGCAACCUCGCAACCUACCGUUACUACUGCGAAUAAAGUCUCUGAGGAGUCUAAUUUGCCUGAGAGACGACCAUCUUGGCUAAGGGUAGACAAUGGAAGCAAGUUCCAGUUAGAGGAUGCUAAUAAUAAACCAGCUGAUAACACAACGGCCUACAUGAGAAGACCAUCCGGUGGAACUGGUAUACCUAGACCAUCGUCCGCGCCAGUAGAGACUAUUGCCACCAGUAGUACAGAAACUACGAUUACCUUACCACUUAGGAGAUCGUUGAAGCAGCCUGAUGAUAAAGAGCAAGAUAAGGAAAAUGACAGUAGGAACGCACAAGCUACGCAAGCGGUCAUUCAAAGGAGACGUCGGCCUAAAAGGAGAUCAACAGGUGUUGUCCACGUGGACAUGGAUGAAAUUGAUCCUGAGAAACAAGAUAUCACUGCAGGUGGAGACUGUGAUGAUUCCAAAGUCAAUCACAAUGAAGGAACGCAUACUAAGCCAACAACAGCUGCGGGCUUAAGAGCUCAAGCGUCAACAAAUGGGCAAUCAAUUUUUGGAAACAGGUCACGGAUCGGCGGUUUGCUCUCGUUAAAUCAGAAUAAUUUAACGUAUAACACGGGCUUACUCGGCACAAAAAGUCCAAAUCUGUUUUCCGGUUCUAGUUUUCUGAGUAAAAGUAAGAGUAGCGAUUUAUUUCGAAAGAAUCCGUACACGAAUAGCUCGAAUUAUCAAAAUCUCUUCACGACAUAUGGUGGGACAGUAACGGGAUACGGUGGUAUGACUUUACCCUCUCAUACAACUGUCAGUCCCCUGAAUCUGAGUCCAUCUCCUAGUUACAACUAUCUAAAUGCUCGCCCACACAUGCAAAAGACCGAGAGUUUUAACAGAUCCAAAAUAAAACCGAGUCUUAGUAUCAGUUCGAGAAGUUCCAGUCUGCAAAGUUUGACUAGUUCCGAGGGAUAUGCUAGCGGCAACGAUCGUUCUGGGAGAACUAAUAGAUUAGGUUCGAUAUCUUCGUUGUCGGAAGCAUCAUCAGCGCCAAUCAGACUAAAAUCCAAUAGCUCCGAAAACGGUGAAUUAGAUUAUAAAAAAUUAUACGAGGAAUCUCAGGCCGAGAAUGAAAGGUUAAAGGACAAAUUGAAACGUUCCGAUGAGCAACUAAAAGAAGUCAGACAUUUGUUGGAGAAGGCGCAAACCAACCAAAACAAAGUAAUACUUUCCGAGGCAGAGAAAAGGGAAAGGCGAGCCAUGGAAAGGAAACUUUCGGAAAUGGAAGAAGAAUUAAAGGUGAUGGACCAACUAAAAUGCGAAAAUCAGAGGCUAAAAGAUGAAAAUGGUGCCUUGAUCAGAGUAAUCAGCAAAUUGUCCAAAUAAAUCUUGUAGUCUCAACUGCACAUCGCUGAAAAAUUUUAAGUUGUACUACAACCAUAUAUAUAUAUAUAUAUAUAUAUGUAUGUAUGUAUGUAUGUAUGUAUAUAUGUAUCUUUCUCUCUCUCUCUUUCUCUCUCUCUCUCUCGAAUGAUUUGCUUUAUCUAUAGCAGCAUCAUCAUUAUCGCUAGUAUUCUUACAAACGCGCAUCAUGCUAUCGACGAAUUUAUAUUUUUGUGCUAGUAAUUUAACUUAUUCCAAUGAUGAGAUCAGUUAAUCGCAUGGCUGUGCCAAAGGCGAAAAGAGAUACUACUCCUAUUUCUAGACUGUGAAUACUUGAUCGUAAAAGACUUAGAGGAAUUUUACUUUGUGGAAUUACUUUUUAAUGUCUUAAGGAGGUGAAUUUUAUAAUUCAGUAUAUAUAUAUAUAUAAAAAGCCAAGCCAAUGCUUUAUAGUAAACGGUUUAGACUUACUUUAAAUCGAUUAUUAGAAAAAGGAAAAAAAGCUGUUAAUCUUUACGGACAGUUUUCUUUUUUAACAAAUCACGUUAUCGAUGUUGAUUCUUUAUAAGGAUAUUUUGUAAAUAUAUAAUAGACAAUGGUGAUGUGGCAUUUUAGUAAUUGAAACAGAAGUUUUACCCAAGGCAAAUACUCUGACUGCAUACAAGUAAAUCCGCAAUAAAUCAUUAAACAAAUGAGUCCGUUUGCAUUACCGAAGCAAUAAACGAAUAUCUGUUAGACUUAACUAAAUUAGGUGGUAAAAAAAAGUAAUCAAAGAACAUGACUUUUUCAAAUGCUACUCAAGUGGCCUUUCUCUAAAGACUGCAAUUUAUAAAUCUUUCCAUCAUUGCCAUUUUCGCAGUAUACACGGAAUUUGACGCAUAUGUACGGGAGUAAAUGUUUUUAAUUACUCUUUAAUAAUGCAGUUUUCUUAUAUAAUAUCACAGAUGAUACGUAAAAUAUAUUUUAGACAUACCAGAAGAUUUUUAAUGUCCUUAAAACUAAAAACGCUGAAACGCUGCUAUGUGUUAAAACUGCAGCCGUGGCUUCAGUUUGCGCUGUUGGUGUGGUAGAAUCUGUGUUAUUAUUUUUAACUAUUUGUCCAAUGUAAAACGCAUCGUUACCUAUUAUUUUCUUGUAGCAACACCAAUAAUGGUUGCCCAAUAAACUCCGGAUACAGACGAACUUAUAAAUAUUGGAUAAUGGAAUGUGUAAUUGACAGUAGGCAUGUUUUUUAAUGAUAUUAUUGUAAACAAUUGUAUAAAAAAAAAGGAUGACUCAAUGUAGUUAUUUCGUAAUGAAGUUUAUUAGAAAAUAA
Messenger RNA from Ooceraea biroi (clonal raider ant), 5810 nucleotides. Its product is annotated as protein phosphatase 1 regulatory subunit 12A. Lineage: Eukaryota; Metazoa; Arthropoda; Insecta; Hymenoptera; Formicidae. Gene Ontology annotation, cellular component: cytoplasm. Gene Ontology annotation, biological process: signal transduction. The record is from RefSeq and is a predicted model, not a curated record. Gene Ontology annotation, molecular function: enzyme inhibitor activity; protein kinase binding; phosphatase regulator activity.